Messenger RNA from Cantharellus anzutake, 1524 nucleotides. RefSeq lists its product as uncharacterized. The record is from RefSeq and is a predicted model, not a curated record. Gene Ontology annotation, molecular function: ATP binding; tRNA binding; serine-tRNA ligase activity. NCBI's taxonomy places the organism in Eukaryota, Fungi, Basidiomycota, Agaricomycetes, Cantharellales, Hydnaceae. The transcript is spliced from 4 exons. Gene Ontology annotation, biological process: mitochondrial seryl-tRNA aminoacylation. The coding region runs from base 1 to 1524 and encodes 507 amino acids. Gene Ontology annotation, cellular component: mitochondrion.
AUGGCACUGCACCCGGAAAAGGUUGCAGUCAGUGCAGGAGCCAGUGCUUCCGUGGAGGCGCACGCAUCUCUAAGGGAUGGUAAGGCGCGAAGGAAGGUUGUUGAAAAUCAGCGCCACACCUUUCCUCUGAGACGGCAUACCAGGCACGCUGUCAUCCUCCUCCGAGCAACGGCAGUGGUAACUGGGGCUGACAACAUGGCAGGCCUGGAUAUUUAUUUGAAGAACCCGGCAUCGAAGCAGGAGAAUGCUCAUAGGAGGCGGUCCAAAGCAGCUGAUGAUGCAGUUUGGAAAGUGGUGAGCCUACACAAGGAAGCCGUCGAAUUGCGCCGGUCUCUGGAUGACAAGAGACAAGAGCGGAGCAGAAUUGGGUACCAGUUUGGGCAUGAUUUAUCCACACUUGACAAAUCAAUAAAAUAUGCGAAGACUCUCAAAGACGUGAUUCAUUCGCUCGAGGCCCGUGUCGCCGCUAUUGACGCGGAACUCUUCGCCACCGCCAAUUCGUUGCCAAAUGACACACAUCCGUCGACGCCUAUUGGCCCAGAAUCACAGUCCCUCAUCAUUUCCGCGCAUGGACCACCCCCCAUGGAUCCUUCCACCAGUCGAGAUCAUAUGCGCAUUGCGUGCGCAUUUGACUGGGUUGAUUUUGAGUCCGGCGCUUCGGUCACUGGUUCAUCGUGGUAUUACCUUCGUAAUGAGUGCGCGUUGCUCGAACUAGCCCUUAUAAACUACGCAAUAUCUGUUGCUGUCCGGGCCGGGUUCUCACCCGUCACUGUACCCGAUGUUGUCAAGAGUGACAUUGCAGAUCGCUGCGGAUUUCAUCCACGGGACCAGGAUGGCGUGUCGCAGAAUUAUCACUUGGGACAACAAGGAAGCGAACCACCUCUGGUCUUGUCAGGGACAGCAGAAAUUCCCCUUGCUGGGAUGUUUGCUCAGCGUAUUUUCAAGGAAAAAGAACUUCCUCUCAGGAUUGUGGGAUUGGGACAUGCCUUCCGAGCUGAGGCUGGGGCCAGAGGUGCAGAUACGAGGGGCUUGUACCGUGUUCACCAAUUCACUAAAGUCGAGUUAUUUGCCGUGACGCGGGAGGAGGAGAGUGAAGACAUGAUGAAUGAGAUGAUAAAUGUACAACGGCGGAUAUUCGAAGGUCUCAACCUUCCGUUUAGGGUACUAGAAAUGCCCUCGGAGGAGCUGGGAUCAAGCGCAUACCGGAAGUGUGAUAUGGAAGCCUGGAUGCCUGGCCGUGGCUCAUGGGGCGAGAUCUCUUCGACGUCAAAUUGUACCGACUAUCAAGCCCGCAGAUUACAUAUACUACACAAGCCUGCUAAGCCUAAUGAUUCUCCACCGUCUCCACUGCCCUUUGCCCACACUCUCAAUGGGACAGCAGCUGCCAUUCCUCGCUUGAUUAUUGCAUUGCUAGAAAAUAACGUGCGAUUUGGGUCGCACGGUGAAAUUGUCGGCGUUGAUCUUCCCCGGUGUCUUUUGCCUUUCUGGAUUGGAGAUGUUGGAGAUCGGGUAGACUUUGUUUGA